GAGCUUAUGCUUAUCCUCCGCCCCACGGCCAGAAGGGCAUGGCUUGCCCGGCUCAGGGGCGGCCCAGGCGGGAGGCGGAGCUCAGGAAAACACGGCGGCGGGGCCUUGAAUACCAAGCCCACUCCGCGUGUCUGGGAGAGGAAGAAGCCACGGCGAAAGGAACACUGGAGGAAUAAAGUAGAGAUGUCUUCACAAAGGGGUAAAAUUCAGACGGUAUUGGGCCUUAUCAAGCCAAGUCAGCUUGGUUCAACUCUGACCCAUGAGCACUUGACAAUGAGCUUCAGUUGCUGUUACUACCCUCCUCCUCCUGGUCAGGAAGAACUGUCAGAAAAAUCCAUUGAAAUGAAGAACUUAUUUUGGCUUAAGCAGAACCCCUACAGCAAUAAAGAGAAUCUUCUAUUGUAUCAAGAGACAGAUGCUGUGAGGGAAGAACUGUUGCAUUACAAGGCAGCAGGUGGUGGGGCCAUUGUGGAAAAUACAACCACUGGGCUCAUGCGAGACAUGAAGACCCUAAAGCACCUUGCAGAGGAAACUGGAGUCCAUAUUAUCGCUGGAGCUGGUUUUUAUGUGGAUGCCACUCAUUCUCCUGAGACGCGAGCUAUGUCUGUGGAACAGCUGACAGAUGUUAUCAUUAAUGAAGUUCUCAAUGGAGCGGAUGGAACCGACAUCAAGUGUGGUGUAAUAGGAGAAAUUGGCUGCUCUUGGCCUCUAACGGAGAGUGAAAAUAAAGUUGUUCAGGCAACAGCACAUGCCCAAUCCCAGCUUGGCUGUCCUGUUAUCAUCCAUCCUGGCAGGCAUAGCGAUUCACCUUUCCAAAUCAUGCGCGUUCUUCAGGAAGCUGGGGGUGAUGUCUCAAAAACAGUCAUGUCUCAUCUUGAUAGGACUAUUUUUGAUGAAAAGAAGUUGUUGGAGUUUGCUCAACUUGGAUGCUAUUUAGAAUACGAUCUUUUUGGAACAGAAUUCCUUUUAUACCAAAUGUGUCCUGAUAUUGACAUGCCAAGUGACAAUGAAAGGAUUUUAAGGAUUCGGAUGCUGAUUAAUGAAGGCUAUGAAGACAAACUUUUAAUUGCACAUGACAUACACACAAAGAAUAGACUAAAGAAAUACGGGGGUCAUGGCUAUUCCCAUAUACUUGAAAACAUUGUUCCCAAAAUGCUUGUUAGAGGCAUAUCCCAAAAUCAAAUCAAUCAGCUUUUGGUGGCCAAUCCCAAGCAAUGGCUGACUUUUAAGUAGGAAAAUGUAGAUAUUACUGUGAUCAGGCUUGCUUUAAUGAAAUUGGGGCUGGGAGAGUUUGAAAUAUUUGGAAGAUUCCUACAACUUUGGUAAUUAAUUGAUCCUUACAAAAGGCUACAGUAUCUUAUCUUGUCCCAGACUUUUUGACCCCUGCAGGGGUGAGUGGAUUAAAACACAAUGAUCCACUCUUAAAGAAUCAUUGAACCUACCAAUAUCUUUGUUUGGCAAGUAGGGUAGAUCCCUUUAAAUAUACAGUACCCUUGAGAAUGGCAUCAUACUGUGCAAUUUUGAUGGUACUGUCCCAGCUGGGGGUGGGGUGGGGGUCUUGGGCUGGGGCCAAAGUACCAUGUUUAAACCCUGAUUCUAGCUGAAGUUUAUUAAGGUUCAUUUGUUGUGGAUAAGGUGUCUACCUGUGUACAGGAACUUUUGUUUUCGGUGGAACCCUUGGAAUGUGUAAGCUAUUUCUCUGGAAUGCCUAUGAAUUAGAAAGGGAAAAAACCCAGUGCAUGCUCAUCAGCUUGUCCUUUCUCGCCAUGGGGCUGCUGAGUGAAUACAAUGCUGAAGUGGCACUUCUCAAAUAGUGAUCUGAAUGCUAUAGACACAUAAAAAUAUUAGCCUUUUGAAGUUGCUGCUUGAAAAUGUUUGUAGCUUAGUGCUAUACAUGUUUACCCAGAUGAUCACAAUUUAUUUUCAAGUAAAUACACAUAGUAUUGCGACUUGGGAUUUCCACCUAAUAUUGGAGCUGAAUGGAUAUUUACUCAGAAGGAGGGCCCAUUCCGCGGGGGUUUGUCACAAAAAGGUGUGCCUAGAAUUUUAGUCUGAAAUUGCCUCUCUCUGAAACAGGCUGAUUUUUUUUUUUAAUGAAGUACUUGUCCAGCUGUACUUUCAUGUUUAGGGCUUUUAAAAAGUAUGUCUAAAUAGCAUCCACAUAAAAUGAAGUAAGAAUGCCAACUCAAAAUGAUUUCAGUGACGUUUUUCAAUCAAGCAUAUUUGGAAAUUCCAUUGUGAGGAAUAGAAUGGAAAAUAUUCACAUCAGUAAAAUGAAUGCAGUUGAGAACACUGGAGUCUCAAAAAGAAAAAGAAAAAAGGCUGCUACCGAACCUCUGGGUUUCUGUUUACCAGAGAUUCAUUUCCUACUAUAUUGGAUGUAUGGGAAAGGCUGGGUAGAUUCCUUUAUUUGUGGAGUACGUAGUAGUCUUGGGAUGGAAGCUUGUAGCCAUAAUUGGGACUCAUUGGGUCAGUCAGUGCAGGGAAAUGAGAGCAUAAUUACUGUGAAAAAGGCUGGGAAGAAGAGUUUCCAAAGAAACAGAAUGGUUGAUGCCUGAAUCAACAACAGUACAUGUGAAAAAGAUAUUGGAGUCUUCGUGCACAACAAGUUGAACAUGAGCCAACAAUGUGAUGCAGGAGCUAAAAAAAAGAAACAGGAUUUUGGGCUGCAUCAAAAGAAGUAUAGUGUCUAGAUCUAGGGAAAGCAUGGUGCCUCUCUAUUAUGUUUUGGUUAGACCUGAAUACUGUGUCCAGUUCUGGGCACCACAGCUUAAAAGAGAGAUUGAUAAACUGAAAGGUGUUCAGAGGAGGGCAAUUAAAAUGAUCAAAGGUCUGGAGACCAUGCCCUAUGAGGAGCACAUUAAAGAGCUGGAUAUGUUUAGCCUGCAGAAGAGAAGGUUGAGAGAAAUCCUGAUAGCCAUGUGAGAGGGUGUCAUCAGGAAGGGGGAGCAGGCUUGUUUUCUGUUGCCUUUGAAAUAGGACUCGGAACAAUUGGUUCAAAUUACAGGAAAGGAGAUUCCACCUGAAUAUUAGAAAUAACUUCCUGACUGUAAGAGCUUGUUCAGCAGUGGGACUCUCUGACCCAGAGUAUGGUGGAAGCAAAUUCUUUGGAGGCUUUUAAACAAUGGCUAGAUGGCCAUCUAUCAGGGGUAGUUUGUUUGUGCUUUUCCUGCAUGGCAGAGAGUUGGACUAGAUAUCCAUGUGGUCUCUUUCGAACUCUGAUUCCAUAAUACGCUUUGGGUACAUAAAGCAAACCCUGAUAUGACUUUGGCUGUUAUACAGGAUGAGUUUCACUUCCAUGGUAGGGGGAUUUGUAGCACAUGGCCCUGGAGUGGGGAGGUCCACUCCAACACUUGGGAUCCCCUAGCACCUGAUCUCCCAAUAUUCUUGAUCAAAAACACAUUGAAAUGACCCCUUUCAUGGAGUAUCACAUGCUGUUUUACCAUCAGCGAGUGUAUACAAAAUAUUCUCUCCAUCAAAUCCAGUUGAUAGCAUUGUAUUAUAUGGAACCUUCAUGCCAUGUGUCGAGGGCAGGUUUGGGGGCUAAAUUUAAGGAUUUUAAUAUGACCUGUGGAUAUAACUAGUGUCAUCCCACAGAGGUGAAAGUGUCAGAGCCAUUUUAGGAAAUCGGGUGCCCCUGGCUGCCUCCAUUUUCCUGCCCAGGCAUCCAAAAAGACCAGAAGUGGCAUCAUGGUGGAGAUAGCAGAAGGGAUAUCAUAUUCGAUUGAGAAGAACUAAGCUGUUGCUUUUGCCAUUCUGUUCAGAGAAAAAAUAGGUUAUUUGAUAUAGAGUUAUGGUAUAGUCCAGGGGUCCCCAAACUUUUUAAACAGGGGGCCAGUUCACAAUCCUUCAGACUGUUGGAGGGCUGGACUAUAGUUGGCCACUGAGCAAUAAUAAAUAAAUAAUAAAUAAAUAAAUAAAUAAAAAUAAUAAUUUAAAAAGAGGGUUGGAAGAGACCAUUUGGGCCAUUGAGUCCAAUCCCCUUCUGCCUUAAUCACCAAAAGCACAAGCAAAGUACCCCUGACAGAUGUCCACCCAGCCCCAAUGUUAAUAAUAAUAAUCAUCAUCAUCAUCAUCAUAAAGAGGGUUGGAAGAGAUCCCUUGGGCCUUUUAGUCCAAUCCCCUUCUGCCUUUGUGCACCAAAAGGCACAAGCAAAGCACCCCUGACAGAUGGCCACCCAGCCUCAAUGUUAAUAAUGAUGAUGAUGAUGAUGAUGAUGAUGGUUGUAAGAGAAGAAGAGACUCCUUGGGUCAUUUAGCCCAACCCCCUUGUGCCGUGAGGGCCGGAUAAAUGGCUUCAAUGGGCCGCAUCCGGCCCCCGGGCCUUAGUUUGGGGACCCCUGGUAUAGUCGUUAUAUUGAUCCAUGAAUACAUUGAUCAGGUUUUUGGGAUCAAAUUUUGGCUAAAAUUUCUAGAUUUAUAAGUGGACAUAUAUAGUAAUUUCAGAAGCUCCUUUGCAAGUAAUCUAGAGAGGCCCCUGCCUGCUAUGUGGGAGGACAAAGGGAGAAGUGGAGAAAGAAAUGAGUGUGAGAAAAAAGAGACUAGCAGAAACUGAGGAUAUGUUGCUUGCUUUGGACUGUCCUCACUUAAUUCACAUACACACAGCAAAGUGGCUUAUAGUCUUUGAAACCUUGAACCUUUGACAGUUAGAGUUUGACCACCAUGAAGUCAAGUGUAUGUCAAAAAGAUCAGUUUAAUGUAUGCUCAUGUUGAAUGGAAGUAAGUCAUUGCAGCAGACUCAUACAUUGGUGCCAUUCUCAGAAGAAUGUAGUUUGCAUUUUCUAAUAAAAAGCAAUCUUUUGAGGUAUGUUGACUUGCAAUGGGGGACAAUUUUAUGAUACAUAGGAUGGACUGGUGGAGCCUCCUUUGUGAACCUGAAUGCCUUCAAAAGAAAUGGAGAAGAUAAUGGAAUAAUGAUGAUUCAACAUAUUUUGUUUAGAGAGAGGAUUUUCUAUCUUUUAAUACAUGACUGACACAUAUUUUGAAACGAAAAAGACUGGAUUAUGAAAGAAGGAUACUAUUUUGCGUGCUUGAAAAUGUGUUAAACCUUAUUUUCAACUUUUUCCUCCUGAGAUAUUCUGUUAAGCUGAAAUUAGGUAUGCAGUUUAUUCAGCUUCUUUCCAUAUAAAUAAAUGUUCAGGCUGCAAUCUUGUACACAUUUGCCUAGAAGUAAAUCCCAUUGAUGGAGGAUUUACUUCAGAGUAGAAAGGUAUGUUAUUGUGCUACGUAUGAGCUUUGUAUUCACGACAGUCGAUCCCUUACCUUUUGAUCUUAUAUUUUACUUCUAGGUAAUUUCAACUUGUUUUUGCUUUGACUUGAAUGUAUUUAGGAUACAACUAGGAAGCAUACAAUCAGAAAAAAUUCUUCACAGAUGAAUUUUAUGGUACAAUUUAAGACCUACAAUCCAUUUAAUAAAUUGUAUUAUAUUUUUAAAUAAUUGUCAGAACAUGUUAUUUGUAAAAGCAUUAUUGAGGGAUUUUUAAAUGGAAAUAUAACAGAAAUAUUUGCUGAGCCUCUUGAUAAGAAAAAUAGGCAUAAAAUAAACAUUUGUUUUCCACA
Anolis carolinensis (green anole) is the source of this 5559-nucleotide messenger RNA. RefSeq names its product phosphotriesterase related (gene pter). The record is from RefSeq and is a predicted model, not a curated record. Gene Ontology annotation, molecular function: hydrolase activity, acting on ester bonds; zinc ion binding. Bases 7 to 1233 code for a protein of 408 amino acids. The transcript is spliced from 5 exons. Gene Ontology annotation, biological process: catabolic process. NCBI's taxonomy places the organism in Eukaryota, Metazoa, Chordata, Lepidosauria, Squamata, Anolidae.